Molecule: messenger RNA, 471 nt
Organism: Fusarium keratoplasticum
Lineage: Eukaryota; Fungi; Ascomycota; Sordariomycetes; Hypocreales; Nectriaceae
Exons: 2
Coding region: 127-471 (114 amino acids)
Biological process (GO): mitochondrial translation
Cellular component (GO): ribosome; mitochondrial small ribosomal subunit
Molecular function (GO): structural constituent of ribosome
Source: RefSeq, a predicted model, not a curated record
CUGAUUGGCUGGAGCGGCAAAACCAAGCUCCGGGGCUCCGGGGUUCGAAAUUGUCCACCAUCACGAUACCAGCUUCAGCCGUUCUAUCUCGGUCGUGGUCGUCAAUUCCCCUCGCCCAUUGCCGCCAUGGUUGUCAAGAUCCGCCUCGCCCGCUUCGGGCGCCGAAACCAGCCAUUCUACAACAUCGUCAUCGCCCACGCCCGGACGGCGCGCAACUCCCGCCCGCUCGAGGUUAUCGGCACGUACGACCCGAUCCCCAAACCCGAUCCGUAUGACAACUCCGGAAAGCUUCACAAGGAUAUCAAGCUCGACACACAGCGUGCGAGGUACUGGAUUGGUGUUGGUGCACAGCCCACCGACACGGCAUGGCGGUUACUCUCAAUGGUCGGCAUCCUGCCAAAGAAGCAGUUUGGGCCCAAGCAGGACCAACAGAAGGGCACCGUGAAGACAGAGGAGGUCAAGGUUCGUUGA